CCCCCCCCCUCCUUAAAUACGAUGUGCUCACCUGGUGAGGCACCUGUAUUUGGCUAAGAGGGGAAAAAAGUAGGUGCCUUGACUAAAUUGUAUUUCUGGUCUAUCUAGACCGUACCUACAAAGUAAAAGGUUUUCGCAUUACAAGUGAAAAUGGGGUGCUUUACCGUCAUCAAAGUUUUGAUGAUCCUAUUCAACCUCUUCAUCUUUCUUGCUGGAGGAGCUCUUCUUGGUGUUGGAAUAUGGGUCAGUGUGGAUGGAAGCUCUUUCAUACGAGUCAUUGGACCAGUGUCAUCUCAAGCAAUGCAAUUUGUCAAUGUUGGUUACUUUUGCAUAGCAAUUGGUGCUGUGUUAGUCCUCCUUGGAUUUUUGGGAUGCUGUGGAGCACAGAAAGAAAGCAAGUGUCUACUAAUAUUGUUCUUUGCCAUUGUUCUGAUCAUCUUUAUUGCUGAGAUUGCUGCUGCAGUUGUUGCUUUGGUGUAUUCUUCCUUUGCAGAAAGUCUUCUACGUGCAUGGGUUACUCCAGUACUGCAAAAUGACUAUGGAAGAAGAAACGAUGUGACUGGUAUCUGGAAUACUACAAUGAGUGAAUUGAAAUGCUGUGGCUUCAGCAACUACACAGAUUUUGUGGGUUCCUAUUACUUCAGAAACCACAACAAUACCUUUCCAGCAUUCUGUUGCAAUUCAACAGCCCUGUGUACUGAGACUGCAGCUGCUAAAAGUGAUGUACAGGGAUGUUUUCGUCAACUUUUUGACAUCUUGAAGGAGAAUGCUAACAUUGUAGGAGGGAUUGCAGCAGGAAUCUGUGCAUUAGAGAUUGCAGCAAUGGUGGUGUCCAUGUACCUGUACUGCAAGAUUGAUGGCAAAGAAUGAAACAUGAAAGCUAACUUGGCAAGAAAUCCUUAACCUUUUCUGAUCUGAGAAUAACAGAACUUCUGACAUGAAAAUCAGUGCCAAAUAGGACAUGUUUGAUACUUGAAGUUGAAUACUUCUAGCAAUGUUUCUGCAUCUUUAACAAGUCAAUCUACACUUAAAUUGCUAGUGCAUUUUAAUAUUUAAGGCCAGCAACUUGAGUCACUUACUGAUGAUACUAAAUGCAAAAGUGUCAUUGAUCUCAAGGCUUGUCUUUUUCCUCCAUCCCUACAUUUUUGGGAAAUGUAGAGAAGUGACACCAUUCUAGGAAUUAACUGUUGUAUCAUACUUUCUCCUCUUUACAGUCUGAACAAAAGCUACCAUGUCUAAAUUUAAUGUGAAUGCAGUCCAGUGCAGCAAUAUCAACAGUCAAGUGAUCCAGAUGUCUUGCUUGAUCUCUACAGCAAAAUAGCACUGACCACAUAACUGGAGCAUUGGCUAAUUUGUGCCCUGACCAUAAGAGUAGAAUGCAAUAUUCUUGUUUUUUUUUAAAAAAGUCACUUUGUUACUGAAAGCAAUUGGAGGAAAGAUGAAUUGAUUCUUAAUUCUCUACUAUUGAACUGGAUAAAUUACUUGCUAUGUACAACAUGAAGCCUAGAUUCUUACGUGUGUGUAUAUAUGCCAUAAGAUAUCAAGCUGCUUAGCUUGGAUUAUGAAAGCUCUAUUUCAAAAUAGCUUGCAUUUGUAUAGCUUUUAUGUAUGUUUUUGUCACUUUUUAAACUUGUGAAGCAAAUAAAGUCUAACAUUGAAAAGGG
Rhincodon typus (whale shark) is the source of this 1664-nucleotide messenger RNA. Its product is annotated as tetraspanin-1. The record is from RefSeq and is a predicted model, not a curated record. NCBI's taxonomy places the organism in Eukaryota, Metazoa, Chordata, Chondrichthyes, Orectolobiformes, Rhincodontidae. Gene Ontology annotation, cellular component: membrane. Bases 151 to 870 code for a protein of 239 amino acids. The transcript is spliced from 8 exons.